AAUGGGAAGAAGAAGAAGAAGAACAGAGAUUGCAUUGAUUUUGAUUCUGAUAUAUUCAUCUAUGGUGCAUUCAUUUGCUUUCAAACAACUCUUUGUAACAGACAGUAUUAAGCACCAAGAAAGUGAGCAUAUGGAGAAACAUGGUAGAAGAUACAAUAUAGAGGGUCGACAUGGUUAUACAAAUGGGAUCCCAAUACAUGAUAUAGCAAUUACCCGCGGUGGAGGAAGAGGCGGUGGCGGCGGCGGCAGAGGAGGAGGUAAUGGUGCCGGAGGUAUUCAUGAUCGAAACUACAUGAAGUUUAUAGCAGCUGCAGUUUCCAUAUCAGUUGCAUAUUUGUGUGGACUUAUUUGAUAUGAACAAUACGUAUAUCCAAGAACAUUAUAUAUCAAUAUUAGUGUGGAAAUCGAAGUAGUUCGAUGUUUUUUAUAAAAAGAAUUAUCACAAUAAUGGGAUGUUUUUGUUUGAUUGAGGAGUUAUUUGUUUUGCAAUUUCAGAAGGGUUUUGUAAAAGUAUGAGGUGGUUGCUAAUGGUUUGUAAGUAUGUGUUUGGAUUAUUGGACAGAUUCGAUUUUUUAUAAACUUUAUAUUUUGA
Molecule: messenger RNA, 592 nt
Organism: Cucumis melo (muskmelon)
Lineage: Eukaryota; Viridiplantae; Streptophyta; Magnoliopsida; Cucurbitales; Cucurbitaceae
Exons: 2
Coding region: 2-352 (116 amino acids)
Source: RefSeq, a predicted model, not a curated record